This is a messenger RNA of Mercurialis annua (annual mercury), 1421 nucleotides long. RefSeq names its product probable carboxylesterase 18. Gene Ontology annotation, molecular function: carboxylic ester hydrolase activity. The transcript has a single exon. Bases 155 to 1198 code for a protein of 347 amino acids. NCBI's taxonomy places the organism in Eukaryota, Viridiplantae, Streptophyta, Magnoliopsida, Malpighiales, Euphorbiaceae. The record is from RefSeq and is a predicted model, not a curated record. Gene Ontology annotation, biological process: pollen tube growth.
AUUGCUGAAUCAGCUCAAAUCUAACGUAUCUAUUGCGUGACCCAUAUUUACGCAAAUCCAUACCAAAAUCCAUGCAAAAGUAAUCAAUUAGCACCCACCCACCUCAACAGAUAAAACUACCCCCUCGUCUUUCUAAGCUUCUCCUUCCACCGCAAUGGAACCCAACAACAGUAAUGAGCCACCAACCACAGCGGCGAUUCCAUGGAGGACACGCCUCGUCGUCUCACUCAUCUCCACGAUGUCCGACGCAGCCCGUCGAGCCGACGGAACCAUCAACCGUCGCCUUCUGAGCUUCUUUGAUUUAAGAUCACCCCCUUCCCCAACCAUACCAAUCCGUUCAGUCAUCUCCGCCGACACCGUAGUCGAUAGCUCCCGCAAUUUGUGGUUCCGCGUGUACACCCCUACAGACGCACCUGAUCAACCUCUCCCGGUGGUGAUAUUCUUCCACGGAGGAGGCUUUUCAUUUCUGAGCGCCGCAACCAAAUCAUACGACAUCGUUUGCAGGAGACUCGCACGCAGGAUCCCCGCCGUCGUGGUGUCCGUGGAGUAUCGACUCACCCCAGAAUACCGCUUCCCUUGCCAAUACGACGACGGCUUUGAUGUCCUCAAAUUCCUGGACCAGGACGCUAGUACGGAAUCAUCGGUGUUGCCUCCGAAUGCGGAUUUAUCGAGAUGCUUCCUCGCCGGAGACAGUGCAGGCGCUAAUUUGGCUCACCACGUGGCGGUUAGGGCAUGCAGGAGCCAAUCAUCCUUUCUCGUGGCAAAGAUUAUUGGAUUAAUAUCGAUACAGCCCUUUUUCGGAGGGGAAGAGAGAACCCAAUCGGAGACCACAUUCAGUGAAACCGGGUCUAUGUUGGUCUCGGUUCCCCGAAGCGACUGGUGUUGGAAGGUGUUUCUGCCAGCAGGUGAGAAUAGAGACCAUUAUGCGGCGAACGUGAGCGGGCCCAACGCGGAGGAUAUAUCGGAGCUGAGUUAUCCGGCAACGCUGGUGGUUGUGAGUGGGUUGGACCCGUUGCAGGAUUGGCAGAGGAGGUACUAUGAAUGGCUGAAGCGAUCCGGAAAAGACGCCACUCUUAUCGACUACCCUAACAUGUUUCAUGCCUUUUACAUCUUCCCGGAGUUGCCGGAGUCCUCCCAGUUAAUGGCUCAGGUCAAGGAUUUCGUUGUUCGAGUCUUGUCUCAACACUGCAAGUUGUAACUCCUACUGCUAUAUAAUUAUAAUUAUAAUUAUAAUUAUUGGAUAAAUGCCGACAGCUCAAUCAAUGCAUUUAACAGCUUCCAUUCAUAGGGUCCUAGCUCUUCAGUAAAUGUAGUCAUUCAAGUUACUGCUCUGAUAUUACCUAAGCUCUCCCGCUUUCACAACUCGACUAUAGGUCAAAUAUCUAAAUUACCUACAAAAGGUCCGGUAUCGGCUUUCUUAA